This is a messenger RNA of Mastomys coucha (southern multimammate mouse), 800 nucleotides long. It is a transcript of the gene Pcbd2, whose product is annotated as pterin-4 alpha-carbinolamine dehydratase 2. The transcript is spliced from 4 exons. Gene Ontology annotation, biological process: tetrahydrobiopterin biosynthetic process. Gene Ontology annotation, molecular function: 4-alpha-hydroxytetrahydrobiopterin dehydratase activity. Lineage: Eukaryota; Metazoa; Chordata; Mammalia; Rodentia; Muridae. The record is from RefSeq and is a predicted model, not a curated record. Bases 249 to 644 code for a protein of 131 amino acids.
UUUACUUUUUGCCUGUGGUAGAGGGGCUGUGGACUCCAGAGGCUGAUAUACAAAAUUCCAUGGAUGCGUAUGUUUGGUCUCCGCCCCCAGCGCCCCAUAGAAGGUUUUCGUUAUAUAUGAAAGAGGAUAGACAUCUGUCUUAGAGUUCUAUUGCUGUGAAGAGACACCCUGACCACAGCAACUCUUAUAAAGGACUAUGUGUAACUGUGACUGACUUAACAGGCUCGGAGGUUUAGUCCAUUAUCUUCAUGGAAGGAAACAUGGUGGCGUGCAAGCAGAUAUGGCGCUGGAGGAGCUGGGAGUUCUAUAUUUCGAUCUGCAGGCAACAGGAGACUUCUUCAGACGCACCGUGGUUGACAGCAGAGGAGAGGGACCAACUUAUUCCUGACUUGAAAGCAGCAGGGUGGUCGGAACUGAGCGAGAGAGAUGCCAUCUACAAAGAGUUCUCCUUCAAAAAUUUUAAUCAGGCGUUUGGCUUUAUGUCCAGGGUUGCCCUGCAAGCAGAGAAGAUGAAUCACCACCCGGAAUGGUUCAACGUGUACAACAAGGUCCAGAUAACCCUCACCUCGCAUGACUGUGGAGGCCUGACCAAGAGGGACGUGAAGCUGGCCCAGUUCAUCGAAAAAGCUGCUGCUUCUCUGUGAUCUCCUUCGGGAUGCAUGCCAUGGUCUAACGCUGCCUUGUCUGCAGUGGUUUCUGAAAGCCAUUUAUGUUAGUAAAUGAAGUCAUAAAGUGGUUCAUAUGUACAUGUAUACGUUUUUGUAUGAUUGAUGCUCAAAUACAGAAUGAUUUGAAGCCAA